AUGGACUCAGGAGAGCGCGGCAGCAAUGCGCAGAGCGGCCCUAUAGGCAGCAGUGGUGAAGGAUGUCCUGCGUCCGUGGUCGGGGCUCGAGUGGUGAGCGCACUGUGCCUGCUGCUCUCCGUGGGCUCAGCAGUCGCCUGCUUGCUUCUGGGCACCCAGGCUGCCGAGCUGCAGAGCCGGGUAGCGGUGCUGGAGCAGGAGCGGGAGCUGCUGCGGCGUGUGAGUCCACCCGGCGCCCUGGCUGCCUGGGCCGAGUCGCACCUGGAGCGCCUGCUGAGCGAGAAAUUGGAUGGAUUAGCCAAGCCACGGAGGGUUCGAGACGCUCCAUCUGAGUGCAUCUGCCCCCCAGGUCCCCCUGGACGGCGUGGCAAGCCUGGACGAAGAGGCGAUCCUGGUCCUCCAGGGCAAUCAGGACGAGACGGCUACCCGGGACCAUUGGGUCUGGAUGGCAAGCCUGGACUUCCAGGCCCCAAAGGAGAAAAGGGUGCCCCAGGAGACUUUGGCCCCAGGGGAGACCAAGGACAAGAUGGAGCUGCAGGACCUCCAGGGCCCCCUGGGCCCCCUGGAGCCCGGGGCCCUCCUGGUGACACUGGGAAAGAUGGCCCCAAGGGAUCACAAGGCCCAGAGGGUCCGAAAGGAGAGUCCGGACAAGACGGCGAGAUGGGCCCGAAGGGACCCCCGGGGCCCAAGGGUGAGCCUGGUGUUCCUGGAAAGAAGGGAGAUGAUGGGACACCAAGCCAGCCAGGACUCCCUGGACCCCCAGGGCCCAAGGGCGAGCCAGGGAGCAUGGGGCCCCAAGGACAGAAUGGCAUGGACGGAGCCCCUGGCCCAAAGGGAGACCCUGGCCAUCAAGGCAUGGAUGGAGCUGCAGGGCCCCGGGGUCCACCAGGCCUCAAGGGUGAGCAGGGAGACACGGUGGUGAUUGACUAUGAUGGCAGAAUCUUGGAUGCCCUUAAGGGUCCUCCUGGGCCACAGGGGCCCCCAGGGUCACCAGGGAUCCCUGGAGCUAAGGGAGAACUUGGACUGCCUGGAGCCCCUGGAAUCGAUGGAGAGAAGGGUCCCAAAGGACCAAAAGGAGAUCCAGGAGAGCCUGGGCUGACUGGACCCAAAGGGGAAGCAGGCGAGAUGGGCCUAUCCGGCCUCCCGGGUGUCGACGGCCCCAAGGGGGAGAAGGGAGAGCCAGCGUCCCUACAGGAGAGCCUGGCCCAGAUCAUAGUGGAGCCAGGGCCCCCUGGGCCGCCUGGGCCCCCAGGUCCCAUGGGCAUUCAGGGAAUCCAAGGUUCUAAGGGCUUGGAUGGAGCAAAGGGAGAGAAGGGCGCAUUGGGCGAGAGAGGCCCUGGAGGCCUGCCUGGUCCAAUUGGCCCACCUGGCCUCAUUGGACUUCCAGGAACCAAAGGAGAGAAGGGCAGACCUGGGGAACCAGGACUGGAUGGUUUCCCUGGACCCAGAGGAGAGAAAGGUGACCGAAGUGAGCGUGGAGAGAAGGGGGAGCGAGGGGUCCCUGGCCGGAAAGGAGUAAAGGGCCAGAAGGGGGAGCCGGGACCACCUGGCCUGGAUCAGCCAUGUCCUGUGGGCCCCGAUGGGCUGCCGGUGCCCGGCUGCUGGCAUAAGAGGCUGUCCCGCAACGCUCCAGAGCCCCAGCACCCCAUCCUGCCCACAAAGCCCAGGGCUUGA
This is a messenger RNA of Orycteropus afer afer, 1674 nucleotides long. It is a transcript of the gene COL23A1, whose product is annotated as collagen type XXIII alpha 1 chain. The transcript has 29 exons. The coding region runs from base 1 to 1674 and encodes 557 amino acids. NCBI's taxonomy places the organism in Eukaryota, Metazoa, Chordata, Mammalia, Tubulidentata, Orycteropodidae. The record is from RefSeq and is a predicted model, not a curated record.